AUGAGAGGAAUAACAUCUUGCUACAACGAACAUGCCAUUAGAGUUUCUGAUUUAUACUGUUCAAGACCUUCAAAUCCAAAUCAUUCUUAUCUUGCUCCAAAGCUCAAUAACAACCCUUCAAUCCAAAAUUCAGUUACUUGCAUCUACAAACUCUCGAUUCAAAACCAAGAACUUCUCAUCACAGUAACAUGGACCAAGAAACUCAUUCGUCAAGGUUUCAUCAUAAACGUCGAUUCUGAUUUUGUUAAUGUUAUCUCGAAAAACAGAGGAGAUGAAACGUUUCGGCUUCAAACCUUUCAAGUUAAACUCACAUGGGAUCUUUCCACUGCUAGAUACGACGAAGGGCCUGAACCGGUGGAAGGUUUUUACAUCAUCGUAUAUGUCAACUCUGAAUUGGGUCUUUUCCUCGGUGACAAAGAAGAUGAAUCAUCCUUGCAAGAGAAGAAAACACACGGAGCGAGAAUUUCAAUGGUCUCAAGAAGUGAAAGAUUUUCUGGUACAAGUGUUUAUGCGACAAAGGCCAAAUUUUCUGAAACGGGGAUAUUACAUGAGAUAUUGAUAAAGUGCGGUGUUGAAGAUGGAUCGAAGAGUCACGCGUUGUGUUUGUUUAUGGAUAAGAAGAUGGUGUUUCAAGUGAAAAGAUUGAAGUGGAAUUUUCGCGGGAAUCAAACCAUUUUCGUGGAUGGUUUAGUUGUUGAUAUGAUGUGGGAUUUGCAUGAAUGGAUUUUCAAUCAUCACAGUAAUGAUUCUGUUUCUUGUGUUUUUAUGUUUAGGACAAGAAGUGGUUUGGAUAGUAGAUUAUGGUUGGAAGAGAAGAAUUUGCAGAAAGAAAAGGAACAAGAUAGAAUUGGAUUCUCUUUGUUGAUAUGUGGAUGUAAGAAACCUGAUUAA
Molecule: messenger RNA, 891 nt
Organism: Lathyrus sativus (Indian pea)
Lineage: Eukaryota; Viridiplantae; Streptophyta; Magnoliopsida; Fabales; Fabaceae
Source: the annotation of a GenBank genome assembly